AUGGCGGAAGGGGAGAGGCCGAGGCCGCUCCUCCGGCUGGUGCAGGAGGGACGGCUGGACCUCCUCCGGGACGAGCUGCGGCCGGACGACGCGCUGGGCCCGGCGGUGCAGAGCCAGCGCUACGGGCGCUCGGGGGACACGCUGCUGCACCAUGCUGCCCGGUACGGGCACCGGGACGUCCUCGCCUACCUGGUAGAGGCUCUGGGGAUGGACGUUGAGGUGUUCAAUAGCGACUACAAAAGACCCCUCCACGAAGCGGCCUCCAUGGGCCACGGGGAGUGUGUCUCCUACCUCCUGGAGAGAGGCGCGAGCGUAGACUGCUUGAAAAAGGCAGACUGGACUCCCCUAAUGAUGGCUUGCACCAGGCAAAACCUGGAGGUGAUCAAAGCUCUCGUGGAGCAUGGAGCCAACCCACUGCUGAAGAACAAGGACGGCUGGAAUUGCUUCCACAUCGCGAGCCGGGAGGGCCAUCCCCAGGUCCUCCAGUACCUGCUGGACGUGUCCCCGGACAGCUGGGACACGGAGAGCACGAUAAAGAGAACGCCUCUGCACACAGCAGCAAUGCAUGGCUGUUUUGACGUUGUGGAGCUGCUCCUGGAGCGGUGCCAGUACAAACCUGACAGCAGAGACAAAUGUGGAGUCACUCCCUUUAUGGAUGCUAUCCAGAACGGGCAUGUCAACAUUGCCCGGCUGCUCCUGGAAAAACACCAGGCCUGUCCUACAGCCGUGGACGCGCUAGGCGCUCAGCCUCUGCACCGGGCAGCCGUCACGGCCCAGGAUGAAGCCAUCCAGUUCCUCGUCUCCGAGCUGGGUGUUGAUGUCAACGAGAGAGCGGCGGCCCUCCAACUCACAGCACUGCACUACGCAGCCAAGGAAGGACACGCGCACACCAUCCAGAUGCUGCUGUCCCUCGGCGCUGAUGUCCACGCAAAGGAUGGGAAGAGCCGUUCCGCCCUGCACGCAGCGUGCGCGGGGCAGCAGGCAGCCGCCGCACGGAUCCUGCUCCGCGCCGGGCUGCGGGACGCCCCGGAUGGCACGGGCACGCUGGCACAGCAGCUCGCGAGGAAGCCGGAUGUCAUCCAGGUUUUCCAGGAAACAAAUCACCCAGCACGUCCAAACAACUGAGGCUGCAGCUCCCUGAAGUAUAACCAUCCAAGGACGGUGCCUCACGGGCCACUGCUAGAUGACCUCUGGGGACCUGCGUGGCUUGAACCCCCUGGAGCCUGCCUAGCUCUUGCUGGGAUGUUCCCAUACAGUGGACAUCCUGAAGGAGAAGAUACGCCUGGAUCAUUGGUUUUUAUAGCCCUUAAUGAACCUGCUCUCCACUAAUCUCGUAAGCUGCUUUAAGUGGCCACCUCUUUCGAUAGCCCCUGAGAGAGGCCGAGUGCGGUGCAGUGUAAGCGAGCCCUUGGCGACUCUUCCUUCCUCAGGUUUGAGCUGCGGAGGACAAGCGCAGGGAACGUUCGAGCUGCAUCAACCUCUUACCUCCUUUUUGUGGCCCAAGCCUGAUCCCAAAGCCUGCUGAAAUCAAUACAAAGACCUCAGCCUUGCAGUGACAUCAGGGGUCUUUGGAUCAGACUGAAAAAGAGGUAUUUGUUAUUCCAGACAGCCUUGCUUGGCACGUCUCACCACCAAUGAACUUGAAAAAAAAAAAUCCUGCUCUUUGAAGUGGGUAGGAAAAUGGUUUAAUAUUUAAUGUAGCCAGUAA
Messenger RNA from Pygoscelis adeliae (Adelie penguin), 1708 nucleotides. It is a transcript of the gene ANKRD16, whose product is annotated as ankyrin repeat domain 16. Gene Ontology annotation, molecular function: protein binding. The transcript has 8 exons. The coding region runs from base 1 to 1125 and encodes 374 amino acids. Lineage: Eukaryota; Metazoa; Chordata; Aves; Sphenisciformes; Spheniscidae. The record is from RefSeq and is a predicted model, not a curated record.